AUGAUUGGGUACUGGAGGGAUGACGUUAAGACCCGGGAGGUCAUUGAUGAAUGUGGUUGGUAUAGAACAGGCCAAGGUUAUAUGAAAAUCAUUGGCCGAAUAAAGGAUAUCAUAGUGAGGGCGGGUGAAAAUAUAUACCCCCAGGAGGUGGAGGAUGUUUUGGACAAAAAUCCAGCCAUUUUAAAAGCUUAUGUAUGCGGAGUUCCUGACGAUAGGAUGGGCGAAGAGGUGUGCGCGUGGAUUAAGCUCAACGAUAACCCGGGUGAUAAACUUAAUGAUCAGGAGGUGAAACAGUAUUGCAAACAACGGAUGGCAAAAUACAAAGUGCCCAGGUACAUCAUGUUCGUGGGGCAGUUCCCGUGCACUCCGGCCGGUAAAGUGAAAAAGUAUUCGAUGAGCGAACAGUCGUGCCUUAUGUUGGGUCUCACGGAUGUCAACAACAAUUUGGAGGUCCUUUAAAUUGAUGAUUGGGGUGCACUUGCUUACAUGAUAUUUACAUAUAUUUAGUGAACAACU
This is a messenger RNA of Oppiella nova, 516 nucleotides long. The record is from the annotation of a GenBank genome assembly. Lineage: Eukaryota; Metazoa; Arthropoda; Arachnida; Sarcoptiformes; Oppiidae.